GGAGUCAAUGCCCUUUUCAUGAUCAUCGCCACUUGCCCAAUUAUUCAUUAUCUUCGCUUUUGCCAGCUCUUCCGCGUAAACGCACAACUCAAACUCCUCUCGUUUCUGAUAUUCGUUAAUCCAAAACCUCGUAACCCGACCCGAUGGCUCGGCGUGCCAUACCGAUCCUCAAAGAAUUCCUUGCGAAAUCCACAAACCAAUGUUCCGGAUCGCUUAUCCCGACCCGAUCCGUAACCUACAUGCCGCGACCAGGAGACGGCGCUCCACAUCCGGUAACUCUAAUUCCAGGAGAUGGAAUCGGUCCACUGGUAACCGGCGCCGUCGAGAAAGUAAUGGAAGCGAUGCACGCGCCGGUUUAUUUUGAAAAGUAUGAAGUGCACGGUGAUAUGAAGAAGGUUCCGGAAGAAGUGAUUGAUUCGAUUAAGAAGAACAAGGUUUGUUUGAAGGGAGGUUUGGCGACGCCCAUGGGCGGUGGUGUGAGUUCGUUGAACGUGCAGUUGAGAAAGGAGUUGGAUUUGUACGCAUCAUUGGUUAAUUGUUUUAAUUUGCCGGGAUUGGUCACGCGGCACGAGAACGUGGAUAUUGUUGUAAUCAGAGAGAACACCGAGGGUGAGUACUCCGGACUCGAACACGAGGUGGUUCCUGGAGUUGUUGAAAGCCUUAAGGUGAUAACAAAGUUUUGUUCAGAGCGUAUUGCAAAGUAUGCUUUUGAGUAUGCAUACCUGAACAACAGAAAGAAGGUGACUGCUGUGCAUAAAGCAAACAUUAUGAAGCUUGCUGAUGGUCUAUUCUUGGAAUCUUGUCGAGAGGUUGCCACGAAGUAUCCUGGGAUCAAGUACAAUGAAAUUAUUGUGGACAACUGCUGCAUGCAGCUUGUUUCCAAGCCUGAGCAAUUUGAUGUCAUGGUUACUCCCAAUCUUUACGGCAACCUAGUUGCAAAUACAGCAGCUGGUAUAGCUGGUGGCACAGGAGUCAUGCCUGGAGGCAAUGUUGGGGCUGAUCAUGCUAUAUUUGAGCAAGGUGCUUCUGCGGGAAAUGUGGGCAAUGAGAAUAUAGUGGAACAAAAGAAAGCAAACCCUGUAGCAUUGCUUCUUUCAUCCGCCAUGAUGCUGAGACAUCUCCAGUUUCCCUCAUUUGCUGAUCGGUUAGAAACCGCUGUCAAACGAGUAAUAUUGGAAGGCAAGUACAGGACAAAAGACCUUGGAGGAACCAGCACCACUCAAGAAGUGACGGAUGCAGUCCUAGCAGCUUUAGAUUGAGAACAUAGUUUUUAUUUACUUUUCUUGCCAAGAGAGUACUUCUGGAUUAAUUCUGGGAUUUUAGCCAUGCCCAUAUAUUUUUCAUUUCACCUCUCAAUCUUAUUUAUUGUCCGAUUUUCCUCAAACUACAAUUGAAAUUACCUCUCUUGUCUAAAUAAAUCUCAAAUUAAGUUAAAA
Messenger RNA from Mangifera indica (mango), 1436 nucleotides. RefSeq names its product isocitrate dehydrogenase [NAD] regulatory subunit 1, mitochondrial. Gene Ontology annotation, molecular function: isocitrate dehydrogenase (NAD+) activity. Lineage: Eukaryota; Viridiplantae; Streptophyta; Magnoliopsida; Sapindales; Anacardiaceae. The record is from RefSeq and is a predicted model, not a curated record. The transcript is spliced from 4 exons. Gene Ontology annotation, cellular component: mitochondrion. Gene Ontology annotation, biological process: tricarboxylic acid cycle; isocitrate metabolic process. The coding region runs from base 144 to 1259 and encodes 371 amino acids.